Messenger RNA from Closterium sp. Yama58-4, 4602 nucleotides. Lineage: Eukaryota; Viridiplantae; Streptophyta; Zygnematophyceae; Desmidiales; Closteriaceae. The record is from the annotation of a GenBank genome assembly.
AUGCUUGGCGAUAGAAGGAGCGCUGGUGCUGGUGAGUGUGGUUCCGAGUGCCUUGAUCGUCGGAGAGAGAUCGCAACCAUCCUCUUCACCUCUCACUUCGUUUCCAGAUUCAUCGUUGACACCUGCUUGCACUGCCCAGAAACUGAGAUCCGAUUCAAAUUUGCGGAGCUCUUUCUUCACAUAAGUAAUCAACGCCUUCCCCCCUCCUCUCUUGUCUUGUUUGCUCCCGUUCGCCCGCUCACCCGUCCUCCCAACAGCCUGGAGAAGUGGCCGCCUCUCCCCUCCUCCACCACACAGCCAGCAGCACCACGAGCCACACCAGCUGCCACAGCACUACCAGCAGCAGCAGCAGCAACAGCAUCAGCAGCAGCAGCAACAGGCCAGGCUGGUGCCAGUCUCGGCCUCCUAGGCCCUCCCACGCGCCCCUUCACAUCCAUCCACUCCUGCAUCUUCCACUCUCUCGUCUCUGCCCGCGCUGCUGCUGACAAGCAACCGAAACACAACAGACCAUACUGGGAGCUGCUAUGCAAGGUGGUGCAGGGGGUGUAUCUUAGAGACGAGGAGGAAGCUGUCAGGAAGCUUCUGGACGAGGAAAUUCGCUGGCUGCAGAACGUGACAUGGGGAACGGACGGCAGGGAAGAGCUGUUGGAGGGUCAUCUGCAGCUGCUCAAAGUGCUUGUUGAGGUGCUGGAGUGUCGUUCUGUCGUGGCCUGCUCUCCACCUCACGGCCAUGGGCUGCUGCACCUGCUCAUCACUCGCUGCCUCUUCCCUGAGUGGCCGGUGGUCGUUCCAAGCCACCAACAACAACAACAUCACCACCAACGACAACAGCAACACCAACAGCAGCAGCCACCUGCCGAAUCCUCCCCCCUAACUACCUGGGGCGUUCUCUCCUCUGAUCCCCAUGAUGCUGCAGUUUUCCGCCCCCUCUGCGCCUCCUCACCCUCCCGCAAUGCUGCCUUUAAUCUCCUCCUCGCGCUCUGUGCCAAGACCCCUGAAGCCUUGAGGGAGCUUGCCUCGCUGCUGCUGCCGCUGCACUUCGCUUCGGUGGAGCACGAGUUGCCGUCGUGGGAGUACCUCCCUAGCUGUGCCCCCCGGCCGCGCGUGGGAUACGCAGGCCUCAAGAACGCAGGAGCCACGUGCUACAUGAACAGUGUGUUUCAGCAGCUUUUCAUGCAGCCUCAAGUGCGUCGCGCCCUCCUCGCAUUCCCAGAGACGCCCGAGUCGGAUCGACCACUGUCCGUGAUCUACCAAGUGCAGACCAUCUUCAGCUAUCUACUAGCAGGCUGUGCCGAUUUUUUCGUGCCAGAGGGCUUCUGGGAUGCCUUCAGGGACUACGAUGGGCAGCCGGUGAACCUGAGGGAGCACCAGGACGCGUUUGAGUUCUUCAACCGUCUUUACGACUCGCUGGAUGAGAGCAUGAAGGCACAGCGGCACUCUCCUACCCUUACGUCCAUAUUUGGGGGUGCAUUCGCCCAGCAGGUGAGCGGUGUGGUGCGGUGUGAUGUGGUGUGGUGGUAUUCUGACAUUCGAGUACGAUAUGGCCAGUGUGAAUUCUUCAACCGCCUGUACGACUCACUGAAUGGCAUGAAGGCACACCGGCACUCUCCCACGCUCACUUCUAUCUUCGGAGGGGCCUUUGCUCAACAGUUCUCCAACCGCCUCUACGUCUCGCUGGAUGAGUACGUCUCGCUGGAUGAGUACGUCUCGCUGGAUGAGUACGUCUCCCUGGAUGAGUACGUCUCUCCAACAGCCAGGCAUAAAGGUGCAGCGGCACUCCGCUAUGCUCACCUCCAUAUGCUGGUGCGUUCGCCUUCGCAGAUCAUCUGUCGCGGUUGCCCCCAUCGCAGUGAGAGGGAGGAGCCAUUCGCAGCAGUGAGUGUGGACGUGAAGGGAAAGCGCGGCCUGCAGGAGUCGCUAGAGGCGUUUGUGCAAGGCGACCUGUUGGAGGCAGAUAAUGCCUACUUCUGUGGGCAGUGCGGCAAGAAGGUGGAUGCAUUGAAGCGAGCGUGCAUCAAGACCCUGCCGUCUACCCUGAUAAUCCACCUGAAGCGAUUCGACUUUGACUACGAGACGAUGCAGCGGCUGAAGCUCAAGGACCGAUUCACCUUCCCCCUCUCUCUCAACAUGCGGCCUUUCACCCGCGAGGGGCUCGCUCAGAAGGAGAGAGAGCAGACAAGGGGGCGGGGAGGUGAAGGUGGAGAAGAGAGGAGUGAUGGGUACUAUGAGUACAGCUUGGUGGGGGUUGUGGUGCAUUCAGGGACGGCGUUUGCAGGGCAUUACUACUCGUACAUCAAGGAGAGGAGCGGGGACUUUCCGCUGCAUCACGGCCGUCCAUCUCAAUCCAUGCAGUCAAAGCAACGGUGGUUGUGCUUUGACGACAAGCGAGUGGAGGCGUACGAUGUGAGGGAGCUGGAGAAGGACUGCUUUGGAGGGAAAUACUCCGCUGAGGUGUAUGACAACCUCAUCAAGACCUCGUCACCACAGGAGUUUGAUCGCCCCAACAGUGCAUACAUGCUCUUCUACGAGCGAAAUGCCCCCACCACUGCUGCUGGCGCCACCGCCACCAGUGCUGCCCCUGUGGCCGCCGAUACCCCUGCCACCACCACUGCCACCAGUGGUGCUGCCAAUACAGCUGCAACUGCAGAAGGGCUUAGGGCAACAGCAGAGGCGCCAGCAGCUGAAGCCGCAGCAGAGACAGCAGCAGGCGCCCCUCCCACCACAACCACUGCCACCGCCAUUGCCCCAUGCACAGCAGCAGAGGAGAGGGCGGAUGGAGCAGUAGAGCCUUACAGCCUCCCCCCCAGCAUACACCACUGCGUGUGGCAAGACAACCUCAGGUUUCAGCAGGAGUCGCGGCUGUUGGAUCAAACCUACUUCCGCUUCCUGCUGCAGCUCGCACGGGUCAACCUCGACGUCUUCCAAAUGUGCCAUGAUCGAGGGAAAAUGGCAGCUCUAUCAGAUGCGAGGGCAGGCGGGGUGAAGGCAUCACCACAACGCAGCGAAGCUCUGCGGGUGGAGCGAGCAGCAGAGGAGACUGCAGAGGCGCUGCUGUCGCUGUUGCUGCCGUUCCUCUUCCGCGUCUACCUGCGAGCGCAUGCCAGCCUCAGGACAGACGAUCCUCCCUGGGCGAGUGUGCUAUCGCGCAUGCUCGACGCCAACAGCACGGCCUGCCGCCUCUUCAAUGCGCGCAUGGCGGGCAACAGGCGGUGGCUCUUGCACUUCCUCCUCAAAUGCCCCAUCAACGCCCUCUCCGUGGCUGUAGCGGAUCUGCUGGUAACCAGCUUACACAGUGCCGCGUGCUUCCUCAACGUACAUUCGCUAGCGCCCGCUGCUGCAGUUCCUGCUGCUGCUGCAAUUGGCGGGGCUCUUGAAGGUUCAGCAGGGGAUGCUGGGGCAUUGGGGGAGGAUGCAUUGAAUGUGGACUCGUUGAUUGACUCGCUGGUGUCGUUGCUGAGAGACGCCAGUGGCCCCUCCUGCCACGUGGACAAUCUCUGCAGCAUAUUGGUGGAGUAUGCACGCAUCGGCCCCACACAGCGCCUCUCCCUCAUCCGCAGACAACUGCCCGCCACCUGUCUGGACUAUCUGGAUCGAGUGGGAAUCACAGCAGCAGCCAAGCUGCAUCUCUCGCCCCUCCACUCCCUCCUCUCCAUCCUCAUCCGCUCCUGCUACCCCCGCCCUCCCCCCUCUCGCCGCCCCACCCCCGCUUCCACCCCUGCAUCAGCGGGGGAUGUGGGGGGGGAUGAUGAGGGGGAAGGAGAAAGGGACGAGGGGGGAGGGGAAGGAAGGGCGCAUGGAAGGGGGAGAAGGAAGGGGGAAAAAAAGGCGCAUGUGAGGGAGGAGAAGGGCAAGGGGAAGGCAGGGCAAGGAGGGGGAGAGAGGCGGAAGGGGCAUGGUGGGGCUUCCGCAGGGGCAGCAGGGGCGGCAGGGGCAGUGGGGAAGGCGGAAGAGGAGGGAGGGGAGGAGGAGGACGCUGGGUUGCAAAAUCCGGCGUUUUUUGGCCGCCCGGUUGCCAUGUUGCCGCCCCGUGUCGCUCAGCUUGCAUCAGACCCUGACUAUGUCAAUCUGCUGAUCACAUCCAAUCUAGACAACCAGGACACCAUCUCUCUCCUCCUUUUCAUCUCCUAUGGCAACGAGAGCGAAAGCAUUACUGUGCUACGGGAGGCCAUGAGCUCGCUGCAACGAGCAGCAGUCACGUCGUCCCGUCGCAUUCUCUCACUGCUGCUGCACCUGCUGAAGCUCCCAGAUGCCCUUCAGGAGGCACGCCAGGAGUCAGUGGUGAAUGGCUGUCAGUUCUUCCGCCCAGGCGUCUUCGACCUCCUUCUUGCCAAGCAAGUAUCCCCUCUAAAACGAUAUGCGCUGCUGAAAUUCCUCCUGGCAACAGCAGCCUUCAGCACCAUGUCACGGCGCCACAUCGCGGUGAGGCGGGCAGACCUGAGCGCCGUGCUGCAGUGGCUGCAGGAGGAGACUGCCAACGCGCCCGGGCACGAUCUGUCCAAUGAGGAGCUGCCAUCUGGCACGCUGCGCCGCACUGCCACGGUGGAUUCGACCAUUGCCACGGGGCUGAGUCUCAUCAGCCUGCCGCACGAGCCCAACGCAUGA